AUCUUUCAAUUACAAAUUAAAAAAUAUAUUUAUUGUUUAAUAUUUGUUUGUAUAUAAAUAUCUUUUUUCGACAAGUACUCGUUUUAUGCGUUUCAAAACUUAUCUCUUUUUAACGUAGCGCUGCAACAAAAAUAGUGUGUAUAAUCCUUACAGACUUAUGACAAUGUACCCUGAUCUCAGAAUUUUCGAUUUGCGACAAUCUGAGGACGACGAGGUCGCCAUAAUUUCCGAUAUUACUCCACGAGAGAGUCGCGCCAUAAUCUCCAUAGCGAAAAGAAACCCGCGUACGAUGGGGAGCGCGCGGUGUUCCCUGAAUGGUGCAAUAAAAUUAGGCUACCAUACAUAAUGCGUCCUGAGGCGCGCCACCGACAGACGGGACUCCCAUACCUUCGCAUUAUCCCCGCGGUAAUUCUCGGGUACGCGAAACACAUUAGUCAUUUUCGCAUAGGGUGGAGAACGCGCGGGGAGCAGGAGAAUAAGGAGGAGAAGAAGGAGAAGAAGGAGAAGGAGGAGGAGGAUGAAGAGAAGGUGGAGGAGAAGGAGGAGUAGGGAACUGACUUAUAUUCAUCCACCUAAUCCCCCUCUGAUGAUCAAAGAUCCCCGACUGUUGGCGGCACCGUGGACGCGGGCAACAACGACCGCCACCACUGCAAGUCGCUGCCGCCGCGUGUACAGUUUCUUCUGCCGCUGCCGCACCGCAUCGCGCCGUGGGGUAAUACAGAAACGAUCCGUGCACUUCCGACGAGCGAUUCACGUUUUCCGCGGCGCGGCUACUUGGGAGGCGAGUCGGUUGAAUUAACUUAGCCUAACGCCUCGUUUGCCGCGGCUCCGCGCGCGCCUCUGUGGUUGCGCGCACGUGUGUAUGGGGUAGGUAAGCCUCGAUGCGUCUGAUGCGUUCCGCAUACAUGUGCGCGAUGCAUGCGCCUACGUCGCAAGCGUACGUGUGCACGCGCGCACACACGCACGCAUACACACGCGUGGAAGGCGUUGUUCGUCCCUCGCGGUGGCAGCGGCCGCGCGAGAGAGCCCACUGGACAGAGGUAAUAAAGCAACAAGACAAUGACGGUGAUUUACGCGGUCCUACGGCAAAUGGGCUUACCCGCAGAUUUUUGCGCGGGCAGCACGCGCGUCGGCGCGAGAGAAAGGUGGAGAGACUCCGCGCGCGAUUUAUUAAUCUCGCCCGUGCGACACGCACGCAGAUGCGACUUGGACUCUCAGCUCGGCUCGGCUUGACUAGGUGCGGGACGACGCGGCGAGACCAGGUCUCUCUCUCUCUCUCUCUCUGGGGGAUUAUUUAUUUAAUGUAAAAUACGAUAUACGCGGCGAUAUAUCUAUCGAAGUCCAUGGAACUGGAAAAUGCGAUUAGGAUGUUUUUUACGUAUAAUAUAACAACAAAUAAUUUUUCAACAAUUUCUUUGUCAUAUAUAUUGCGUAAUGCAAAUAAUGCAAAAAUAGGAGUUGAUAUAAGUAAAUAAUUUUUGUUCGUCUUUAAUAAAGAGCAAGAGGGGCCUCUUAAUAUCAAAGAUAAGGCACUUUUAUGUGUUUAUGAGAAAAAUAUUAUACUUUAUCUGCAAUUGAUUUAUAAGAGGUUUUUUUUAAUUACGAGCGUGAUGUGUGAGCAAAUAUUAGAUACAGCAGUCACGGUUGCAAAGAUUGAUAUUUGCAAAGCUACUCAAUAGUCAACCCGAUCGUCUUCAUCCAAUUAUAGCUGUGAAAAACGAUAAUUGUAUAAAACAAAAGUCAAAAAUCAUUUGAAUUGCGGAUACCGCUCAAAAAUAUUUGUCUAUACUUAUUUGUUUUUCUUAAUUCAAUGGUGAGAAUUUUAAAGAAGAGUGAAUUUCAAUCUUCUUUCCUAAUGGUCUGGAUGUUAAUAAUAAUCUUGAUGGUUCAAAAUAUUACAUUAAACAUAUAUACAAAGUGUCCCGAAAUUCGCAAAUAAAAAUACUAUAUCAAAAAUCUCGAAUAAUUAAGUAAAAUAGUUAUUUGCAUGUAUUUUUUCAAACAGUAAUUUUUGAGAUAUUUUAAUCUUAUAUCUCAAAAAUUACUAUUUAAAAUAAUACAAAUAAUUAUUUUACUUAAUUUUGUCGAGAACUUUUUCGCUACAUCAGUAUUUUUAUUCGCGAAUUUUGGGACACUGUACAUGUUUAAUGUAAAUAAGCCGUCUAUAAGAUUAUUAUUAAACAUUUAGGAGAUUAAGAAAAAAGAUUGAAAUUUACUCUUCUUUAAAAUUUUCAUCAUUGAAUUAAAAAAGACAAAGUAGACAAAUACUUUUGAGCGUAUGAUAAAAAAAUUCGACAAUUUAUUUUAUUUCUUUCAUUUGUCAUUAUUACACAAUUGUGAUUAAAAAAUUUUGUUUUAUUAGAAAAAGUCUUCUAGCUAUCUUAUGAUCUGCUUUGUAACGUAACUAGCGAUUACAUUAUUUUUUUUGUGCUUAUGAAAAAAUCAUAGCAGUGUUUAUUUUAUAAGAGAUUAUUGUAGCGGUAAGAAAUUUAAUAAUUGUUAUGCAAUUUAUACUAUAUAUAAUUUUUUAUGUUUAUACAUUAAUUUCUGUUGCAUGGGAUGCUUUGUGUAAAAAUAUACGUGUAUUAAGUAUAAAAUAUAUGUGUAUUUACUUUGUCUAAAAGUGUAACAUUUAUACUUGAUAAGACUAAAACAUGUUUAUAUUAUUUUUAUUGCAGUAUAAUAUAAUGUAUAAUGCAUAAACGAUGAUGCAUAAUUAUGCAUGAAUUUUAUCAAUGAUAUAAUCUGCACGAUUGUACAUUGUAAUGCACGAUUGUACACGAAUUCAACGAUGAUCAUGCCAAAAGUUGUGCAUGAUCAUCGUUGUUUAUGUAUUAUUUUGCAUUAUUAUGCAUUAUUUUGUUUAGACGGGAUAUCUUGCUGUAAAUUACCCGCUUAUCUUUGCGUUUAGUUUAUAUGGUAAGAACACCACAGUAUAAAUCGCAUUUCUUUUUGCGCAAAACAGCAAUACAUUUAAAAAGUAGUAAAUAUUAUUUGCUUAAAAUGUUAACAUUAUUUGUAUAUUCGUACGGUCUGUUGUUUUUUAUAUCAAGAACCGUAUCUGGCCAAAUCGAUUCUUGUUCCUGUAUUUCACCGGAUUUGGAAUUUGCAACUGGUGUUAACCUGCUAUAUUAUAAAUGUGAUAACGAACCUUCUGGAAGGAUCUCUUAUAAUAUUACAGCGCCAGAAGCUAUGUUAAACGUACUAAAUCCAGAUAAACGAACAAUCUUUUUUAUUUUUGGAUAUCUGUUAUACCCAGAUCAUCCUCUUACCCAGUAUAUAAUGAAAGCACUUUGUGAUGGACAAUCGGACAACGUUGUAUUACUUGAUUGGAGCAAAUAUUCUAAUGGUUCAUACGAAACCGUUUUCGAAAAUGCCCAAAAAGUAGGGGUAUUAUUUGCUGAAAGUAUACUAAAACUCAAGAAUGCCAAUUUGAAUGUAUCCAAAAUUUAUAUUAUUGGAUUCUCAAUAGGCGCGCAUAUAGCUGGUAUUGCCGGUAAAUGCAACAAGGACUUUAAGAUAUCUCGCAUCACAGGAUUGGAUCCAGCAAAUCGUUACAUUCCUGUAUUGUCGAUGUCUCAAUCUUUAUCUGGAUGCUAUCUUACGCCCGACGCUGCAAAAUGUGUCGAUGUUAUUCACACUGAUAUGGGUUACUAUGGCACCACUUCGUCUUCAAUGUUACCAUUGUUACCACACACAGGAACAGUCGAAUUUUACGCAAAUGGUGGUUAUCGUCCUCAACCUAAUUGCACAUUAUUUGCACAACCAUUAAGUUUUGAGGAUCUCUGCAGUCACAGAAGAUCAGUUUUUUUGUAUGCAACAUCGAAGCUUUACCCGACUAAAAUAUUGGCAUGUUAUGAUAAUUUAUUGGAUUAUAAUUGUAACAUUCCCAUUGGAUAUGCACUAAAAGACGCAUGCAGUGUAACCGGAGAUUAUUAUUUCAAGGCAGGAGUUGAGCCUGACUAUUUCUAAGUAUUUGUUAUAAUUUAAUAUAAAUAAUGUUUAUUAUAUUAUGUUUUAUUAUGAAUAUACGGAAAAUAUAUGUAUAUUAAUUACAGUCAAAAAUCUAUGUAUGGUAAUUAAAUUUUAGUAAUAAUAUAUAUAUAAAUAAUUAAAACUGAAUUUAUAAACAUUUAUAGGUAAGAGUAAAAAAUUAUAACAGACACUUUAAUAAAUGGUUACGAUACCACU
Monomorium pharaonis (pharaoh ant) is the source of this 4191-nucleotide messenger RNA. RefSeq names its product lipase member H. The coding region runs from base 2917 to 3972 and encodes 351 amino acids. Gene Ontology annotation, molecular function: lipase activity. NCBI's taxonomy places the organism in Eukaryota, Metazoa, Arthropoda, Insecta, Hymenoptera, Formicidae. The record is from RefSeq and is a predicted model, not a curated record. The transcript has 7 exons.